CUUAUAUGUGUAAUAAAACGCUUUUUUUAUUUUUUUUGAAAUUAAAACAACUUUUUAUUACUACUUGUUUGAACAAAUUAAUACAAAAACAAACUUAAAUUUAGAAAGGAAUAAAAAAAAGUGAUGUUUGUGAAACAUAAAUUAAUCGAAAAUUAAGUGAGGAAAACCAGAUGACAUAAUAAUUGUACUCCAAUGAUAGAAGUUUGGGUUAAUAUUAGUCAUGUUAACAUAUGAAUGUAUGUAAUGAGAGAAUAUUAGUAAUAAAAUAUAAAUACUUUUUUAAUUCUUAAACCAUAGAGAAUUUUAAUUUUAAUUUUUAAAAUUUCUCUUUAUAAAAUUUGCAAAUUUGAGUUUUGAUUUCUGUAAAAAAAUCCAAAAUCUAAAGUCGCAAUUUUUAUCUCUAAAGUUUGUUGUAAAAGAUACAGUUUUCUUAAAAGAUAUCAGACAUUAGUAUUGCAUCCAUCACAGAAUACGAUACCAACAAAUGUCAAAAUCUGGACUUUUAGAAGAUAAAAUGGAAGGAUUAUUAAUUAUGUUUUGGUAAUGUUAUUUGGAUUAAAAACACAGUUAAACCUGAACCUUACAGAAGAAUAUUGGAUGAAUAGCAUUUAACAAAGUAACCUAGAAAAAGGGACAUGGUUGUUUGAGUUAGUGGUGUUGCGUGAAUGGCGUACAUGGCGUGCAUGGCCUAGAAAUGUAGAGGAAGGCGAAGACGUGCAAACUGCGGACGUACUAGGGAGAGGCUCCGGCUAACGUACGCCGAAGGGGGGAAGAAGGAGAAGAAGAGACAAUGGACGAUCUAUUUGCUUGGCUCAUCUCCUUCUUCCUCCUCAUCGCCUUGCUUGUCCUCGUCACAUACCAGCUAAUGUCCCUAGCAGACCUAGAAUUUGAUUAUAUAAAUCCUUAUGACUCCUCUUCUCGAAUCAAUAAGGUGGUUUUGCCUGAGUUUGCUACCCAAGCUGCCCUAUGCUUGUUCUACCUUGUUACUCAGCAUUGGAUAAUGGCACUCUUCUGUGCUCCUUAUCUUUUGUUCAACGUUCGAUUGUAUAGACAAAGAAGGCAUUUGAUCGAUGUAACUGAGAUAUUCAACCUGCUCCAUUGGGAAAAGAAGCAACGGCUAGUCAAAUUCUUCUACCUUGUUUUUACCCUUUUCCUCUCUGUAUUCUGGAUGAUUUACUCAUCACUGGAGUAGCAACUGUAGGUGAUUGCUUGUAUCAUGGGGUUCUGCAAACUCACAGAAGCGUGCGCUAGAGCACAGUUAAUUACUUUUCAUACUGUUAUCGUGAACUUUAGAGAAGGGAAAAAUUCAAGUUAGAUUGCUUCGGAAAGAAGAUUGAAUCGGCAUCCACAUUACAAGCUUAUGUUAAUUCUCAGAAUCAGAACGAAAGUGUGUUGAUUCUUGAACCUACAGGAACAGCGGUAUGUGGAGUUAUGACAAUGUUGUGUGCAAGAGUCUAAUUCUGGCGUUGUAGCUGUGUCAUUGAACCAAUGCUGUGUUCUUGAUAUCAGUUUUUGUACAUCUCUAUUCUUAACUUCAACGGUCCGAAAUCAUUUCCGAUCCAGACAAUGGAUUUAUACAUCUUAAUUUUUAUAUAAUACUAAUUUUCUUAUUUUUAUUCAA
Messenger RNA from Vigna unguiculata (cowpea), 1621 nucleotides. RefSeq names its product protein cornichon homolog 4-like. The record is from RefSeq and is a predicted model, not a curated record. Lineage: Eukaryota; Viridiplantae; Streptophyta; Magnoliopsida; Fabales; Fabaceae. Gene Ontology annotation, biological process: vesicle-mediated transport.